Molecule: messenger RNA, 769 nt
Organism: Panicum hallii
Lineage: Eukaryota; Viridiplantae; Streptophyta; Magnoliopsida; Poales; Poaceae
Product: DNL-type zinc finger protein
Exons: 4
Coding region: 72-563 (163 amino acids)
Biological process (GO): protein folding; protein import into mitochondrial matrix; protein stabilization
Cellular component (GO): mitochondrion
Molecular function (GO): protein-folding chaperone binding; zinc ion binding
Source: RefSeq, a predicted model, not a curated record
UGGCCCAGUUACUUGUUCAGCCCCUUUCUUCCUUUCUCCUCGCUGACGGCAAGCGAAUCCAGUAGCCGGCUAUGGCGACGGCGGCGGCGGCGGCGUACGGCUGCUCCUCGGCGGCGGCGCUGCUGCCCUUCUCAGCGUUCCCGGGAAGCCGAUACUCUCGCCGGUCUCCACCCCCUCCCCGCGUGUCCCUCAUCGCCUCCUCGAAGCUCAGGGCGACGGCGCACGGGUUGAGAGUUUCAUUCCGUAGAAGGAAGCUAGUUGUCUCUGCUUGCUCCUCCAGUGAGUCCAAUUCGGACGCGGCGGCGUCCCGGACGGAAGCCACUGUUGAUAUAAAGCUUCCAAGAAGAAGCUUGCUUGUCCAAUUUACAUGUAAUGCAUGUGGUGAAAGGACCCAGCGGUUGAUAAACAGAGUUGCCUAUGAGAGAGGAACAAUUUUUCUUCAGUGUGCAGGGUGCCAGGUGUACCACAAGUUUGUGGAUAAUCUUGGUCUAGUUGUUGAAUAUGAUCUGCGAGAAGAAAAUGCGGUACAAGACAAUGUGGUGAACACAGAUUCUGAAGAUUGAUAAUAUCUUGAGAAGCCAUGUCGGUAUGCAAAAUGUCGUCUGUAGAUUUCAACAAUAUUGAUUAUUUGGAUACUGUAGACUAUUUAUAUUAAAUGGCAGUUUAAAUUGCUGCAUAUACUCAUGUGAGUGCACCUGGGCCCAUAUGUACUUUACAAUGUGGCAUCUGAUUUAAAGAAGGAAAUAAAAAGUACCAUAAUACCAGAGUA